Helobdella robusta is the source of this 2868-nucleotide messenger RNA. RefSeq lists its product as hypothetical. The transcript is spliced from 19 exons. Gene Ontology annotation, molecular function: ATP hydrolysis activity; ATP binding; P-type sodium:potassium-exchanging transporter activity. Bases 1 to 2868 code for a protein of 955 amino acids. NCBI's taxonomy places the organism in Eukaryota, Metazoa, Annelida, Clitellata, Rhynchobdellida, Glossiphoniidae. The record is from RefSeq and is a predicted model, not a curated record. Gene Ontology annotation, cellular component: membrane. Gene Ontology annotation, biological process: intracellular potassium ion homeostasis; sodium ion export across plasma membrane; intracellular sodium ion homeostasis.
AUGACGAAUCUCUCGUUCAGCGAGGGCGGAGAGUUCACCUCUGUCGAUCUAUCUUUGGGUCUUAGCGAAUCAGAUGCUCAGAAGAGACUCGCCAGAGAUGGACCGAACGUGUUGACUCCACCCAAAGAGAAGGGAGCAUUCAUCAAAUUUAUUGAGAUAAUGUUUGGAGGGUUUGCCAUCUUGCUCUGGGGAGGUUUCGUGUUGGCACUCAUCGCUUACGGCAUCCAAUUCUUAAAUGACAGCAAUCCGCCGAAAGAUAACCUCUACCUGGCAAUCGUCUUAUUUGCCGUCGUAGCAAUAACAGGAGCAUUCUCAUACUACCAGAACUAUUCAAGCUCAAAAGUCAUGGACUCUUUCAGGAAUCUCAUACCUCAGAUAGCAACAGUCAUUCGUGAUGGGAAGAAGCAAAGCAUGGAGGCCUUGAAGCUGGUGGUCGGAGAUGUGGUCGACGUCAAGUUCGGCGACAGAGUCCCUGCAGAUAUCAGAAUAAUAGAGAGCUCAUCUUGCAAAGUUGACAACUCUUCGCUGACUGGCGAGUCGGAACCACAAGUACGUGGGGCAAAAUGCACUCACGACAAUCCGUUAGAAACAAAAAAUGUGGCUUUCUUUUCAACAAACGUCAUUGAGGGCACGGCACGAGGUAUAGUAAUACGAACAGGCGAUGAGACGGUGAUGGGCAGGAUAGCCAACUUAACAUCGGGACUCGGUGACUCCGAGACAACAUUGAGCAAGGAGAUGGCUUACUUCGUCAGGCUCAUCAUCAUCAUCUCAAUCACUGUGGCUACGUUCUUUUUCACCAUCGCUAUGCUUUUCGGCUACAACUGGUUGAAAGCGAUCGGUUUCUUGAUAGGAAUCAUCAUGGGCAACGUUCCAGAAGGUCUGCUCACACAAAUCUGUGUGAUGUUGACAUUGACAGCCAAAAGGAUGGCAAAAAAGAACUGCCUGGUGAAAAAUUUAGAGUGUGUGGAAACUUUGGGGUCAUGUUCUGCCAUCUGUAGUGACAAGACCGGAACCCUAACACAGAACAGAAUGACGGUCGCACACAUGUGGUUCGACGAGAAGAUUUUUGAAAUUGACACGAACGAAGACCAGAGAGGCGCUCUCUACUCUCAAGACAUGCCGACUUGGGUGGCCCUAUCCAGGGUAGCGAUGCUCUGCAACAGGGCCGAGUUCGCGGAUGGCCAACAAAAGCUUCCCAUACUCCGAAGGGAAUGUAGUGGGGAUGCUUCUGAAUCGGCCUUACUAAAGUGCUGCGAGAUGGCCAUCGGAAAUGUGGAAGGGUUCAGAAAACAAAACAAGAAAGUGGCUGAGAUCCCUUUCAACUCAACAAAUAAAUAUCAAGUUUCAAUCCACGAAGUCCUGCUGAACAAUGAAUUGCAGAACGUGCUGAUGAUGAAGGGAGCACCGGAAAGGAUAUGGGAGAGGUGUUCUACUAUAUUAAAUAACGGAGAAGCCCAACAAAUCGUUAAACAAAAUCAUCUUUCAUUCCAAACUUCUUACGACAAUUUGGGAGGACUCGGAGAAAGAGUUUUGGGAUUCGCUCAGUACAUUCUUCCCAAAGAUGAGUUUCCAAUUGGCUACAAUUUUAAUACAGAAAACCCAAACUUUCCGUUGCAAGAGUUGUGCUUUGUUGGUUUGAUGGCCAUGAUCGACCCACCUCGAGCCAGCGUCCCCGAUGCAGUUGCAAAAUGCAGACUGGCCGGCAUCAAAGUGAUAAUGGUGACAGGAGACCACCCGAUCACAGCGAAGGCAAUAGCGAAAAUGGUUGGCAUCAUAUCUCCUGAGAAUGUGACUGUUGAAGAACUGGCCAAGAUGAGAGGCGUGCCUGUGGAAGACAUUGAUCCGAGCUGCGAAGGCAUGCGUGGUCAACGGAGGUCAAUUGAAGGAAAUAAGUUGAUAAUUGUUGAGGGCUGUCAGAGGUUGGGCCACAUUGUGGCCGUCACAGGAGACGGUGUCAAUGAUUCACCUGCUCUUAAGAAGGCAAACAUCGGAAUAGCCAUGGGCAUAACAGGAAGUGACGUCAGCAAGCAGGCGGCUGACAUGGUUCUUCUUGACGACAACUUCUCUUCCAUAGUAACAGGGAUAGAAGAGGGAAGAUUGAUAUUUGAUAACUUGAAGAAGACGAUAGCCUACACGAUAACCCACAUCAUCCCAGAGAUGUCGCCGUUCCUUAUGUACAUCAUAUUUAGCGUGCCCCUGGGGGCGGGAACUAUCACGAUCCUCUUCAUCGACCUGGGCACCGACAUCAUCCCCGCCAUCACGCUGGCCUACGAGAAAGCUGAAAACGACAUCAUGCUGAGGAAGCCGAGAAACAUGAAGGACAAACUCGUCAACGAUACAAUGAUAAUGUUGGCGGGCUUGCAAUACGGAUUCACGGAAGGAAUGGGAUGCGUUUUCACUUACUUCUGCGUCUUCUCUCAGUUCGGAUUCUUUCCACGGACACUUUUGAGUCUCCGGGCUGAAUGGGAGAACCCUGCCAACAACAACCUGGUGGACGAUUAUGGACAGGAGUGGUCCUACUCGGAACGUCUGGUAGCCCAGUACACUAUGUAUUCAACAUACUUCAUGUCCAUAGUGGUGGGACAGUGGUUCAAUCUAAUGGUCUGCAAGACAAGAAGAAAUUCUUUGCUGGAGCAAGGAAUGGUCAACAAGCAGUUGAUAGUGGGAUUGUACGUUGAAACAGCUGUUUGUCUGUUCCUAUGUUUCUGCCCUGGUCUUCAGGAGCCUCUUCAGUUUUACCCCAUACACUGGUCCUGGUUCAUAUGUCCCAUGCCGUUCGCUCUCUUCAUGAUGAGCUACGGAGAGAUCAGAAAAAUCAUUGCCAAAUUCUACCCAGGAGGUUUCGUCGACAGAGAACUUAUCAUCUAA